Messenger RNA from Cryptomeria japonica (Japanese cedar), 1987 nucleotides. RefSeq names its product probable LRR receptor-like serine/threonine-protein kinase At1g67720. The record is from RefSeq and is a predicted model, not a curated record. The transcript is spliced from 9 exons. Gene Ontology annotation, molecular function: protein binding. Bases 189 to 1724 code for a protein of 511 amino acids. Lineage: Eukaryota; Viridiplantae; Streptophyta; Pinopsida; Cupressales; Cupressaceae.
UUUUUCUUAUCAAUGGGAAUGCAGGAUUAGUCUCACAGUAUCUGUUGAAGCUCUCAUUUUUUUCCUUAUUUCUAUAUGAAAAAUAUACAGCUAUAAAGCUUUUUCUUUUUGAAUUAAAAGGAAGCCCACUCUUCCUCAAUCUUGUUCGAUUUAGUGCUGUUGAACAUAACCGGGAGGACUGUUCAAGUAUGCUUCCAGCCUGGAUGCUUUUGGUUUUCUCACUAAUCCUCAAUGUCGAAGCAGACCAACCAGGUUUCAUCAGCAUUAACUGUGGUGCUACCAACGGCUAUGUAGACUUAACAACUGGACUGAAUUGGGUUCCAGACGAUGCCUUCAUCAAUGUAGGAAAUCAAACAACAUUGCAACGCGCUGUCCUACAAACAGUGUUAAAAACUCUCCGAGUUUUCCCUGACAGAAAUGCUAAGAAGUACUGCUAUGAAUUGCCUGUCUUAAGAAAUAGAGGUUAUUUGGUGAGAACUACUUAUUAUUAUGGCAAUUUUGAUGGCAGAAAUGCCCCACCUGUUUUUGAGCAACUAAUUGAAGGAACAAUGUGGACAACUGUGAAUACCACCAUGGAUUAUUCAAAAGGCCUCUAUACUUACUAUGAGGUUGUUAUAGCAUCCACAGGAAAAUCGAUGAGUGUCUGCCUUGCAAGAAAUGGAAACACCAUUGGUGAUCCAUUCAUCUCUGCAAUUGAAUUGAGGCUUUUGGAAUCUUCAAUGUACAAUUCAACAGAUUUUACAAAGUAUGCACUUGCACUCUUGUCGAGACAUAACUUUGGCAACUCGGCAAAUAACGUUAUCAGAUAUCCAGAUGAUCCAUACGAUCGCAUGUGGCAACCCUUCCAGGACUCUCAUAGCAAUGUGAGUAGAAAUCUAAAUACAACUACUAGGGGCUUGUGGAAUAUCCCUCCCCCUAAGAUUUUUGAGACUGCUUUGGCAACAGACAAGCUAGAGCCAAUGGAAAUCCAAUGGCCCGACCAAAAUCUCCCAAAUAACAGCUACUAUAUAGCUCUUUACUUUCUAAAUCUGGAUAUUGCAGAGCCUCAACGACUAAGAGCUUUCAACAUAUCUGUAAAUGGCAUCAACUUCGUUUCAGAGUUCAAUGUUUCCAUCAUACCAAGGAUGGUGUAUGCAAGAAAUUGGACUCUCUCUGGGCCCACAAGUUUAUUGUUGACUCCUGUUUCCCAGUCAAGUCUUGGACCAAUAAUCAAUGCAGGGGAAUUAUUUGAACUGGUCAACUUGGGAGGAAGAACUAUCACAAGGGAUGUGAUAGCUCUGAAUUUAGUAAAGAAGGAUCUGAUAAAUGUGCCGUCUGAUUGGCAUGGAGAUCCCUGUUUACCAGUUGGAUAUUCAUGGACUGGUAUAAGCUGCUCGGAAGGUAGUCCUAUCAGAGUACAAAUUUUGAACUUAACAAGCGCCGGUUUGAGUGGAUCACUAUCUCCAAGAAUUGCAGAUUUAACUGCCUUAACUCACAUAUGGCUUGGCAACAACAAUCUGUCCGGCCCAAUUCCAGAUUUGGUUUCUUUAAAGUUGCUGACUUCAUUGCAUCUGGAAGGCAACAAAUUCAGUGGAAACAUACCCAAUUCUUUGGCACAACUUAGCAAUCUAUCUGAACUGUUUCUGCAACUCAAUGAUCUUAGUGGACAAGUACCCAACGGCCUAUCAAAUAAUACGAAAUUAAAUCUUGUUAUUCAUCCAGGAAAUCCUUUGCUGGUGAACUAAUCACUUGGAGUGGAAAGAAAGGCAGCGAACCAUCCAGGAUUUCUGUAUUUCAGGAUUCAUCCAGGAACAAAAUUUGAUUUGAGAUCUAUGGCAUUGGGAUUACCAAGCAUCUUAUUCGUUGUAUUUUAAAUUGGCAAUAAAAUUUGUUUUAAAUCUUACCAUUUGUUCUACUCAUAAAAGAUGACGUUCAAUGCUUCAAAACCAGUCUCUAUAAAUUGUUUCACUUUCAAAAUUGAAUUAAUCGGAGCUCAAGCUUUUCAAGC